CUACUUUGUAUGCCGUGUGUUACCUGUGGUUUCUUUCGGUCGCCUUGUAAUCCCUCACCUCAACCUACAAUCCAUCCUAGAUUCCAAAAAUCAGCAUAAGGAACCAAAUUGGCUGUUAAACGACGUAAAUAUUCUUAUUUUUUUUGUUAACGUCGUAUAAUGUCAUAUCCGAACCCGAUGAACGGAGCACCGUACGGAUAUGGCACGAACGGUGGCAUGCAACCGAAUAUGACUGGCUACGGGAUGCCAAUUAACCAAGGUAAUAUGGGAUUUCAACAAGGUGGCUAUCCUUACCAACAAGGUUAUUCGACUGGUGGUUAUCCUGGAACCGGUUCAGCGUUGCCUUUUCAACAACCUGAAUCUAUGAAUGCCAUGAACACUGGCUAUGGAUAUCCGUCACAGGCCCCAUCAUACACAAAUCCAUCAGCACCGUCUGCUUUUUCUUCUCAAAUGACGGGUUACAAUGGAAUGAUGAAUACAGGUAUGCCGCCUAUGGGUUAUGUACAACCUCAAAGGACCGGUAGUGCCCCAGUACCACCGAUGGGUGGUUUUAUGCAACCACAAAAGACUGGUAGUCAACCGUUUAAUCCAAUGAGUAACUUUGUUCAGCCUCAACAAACCGGAAGUGUUUUGCCUCAAGCAAGUGGUUUCGUACAGCCCCAAAGAACCGGUACGGCUCCUCAAGGUUUCUUUCCUCAGCAAACAGGGGGUUUUAUGCAGUAUCCUGGAACCAAUGGCCAAUCUUUUAAUAAUUUAAUGAAUGGCUAUAUGCAACCGCAACCUCAGAAAACUGGUGGCUUUGGUUCUUUCAUACAACCCCAAAAAACAGGUACGGUCUUCCCGCAACCCACAUUACAACCUCAAAGGACUGGUACAUAUGUAAAUCAGAUUGGAUUCACGCAGCCUCAAGCUAUGGGUAUGGCUCCCCAAAGUACUGGGUUCAUUCAACCCCAACCAACUGGUCCUUUUGCUUCCUUUGUACAGCCUCAACCUACGUCCAUGCAAACACCAGUUGCUCCUUUAAAACCUCAAAAAACCGGUCAAAUACACGUAAGUCAUGCUAUGGAUACUAGACUUUCAUUUAUUACUGCUUCAGACCAAGAAAAAUUUGAGAAGUUAUUCCGUUCCGCAGUUGGUAAUGAGGAAGCCAUGUCAGCGGACAUCGCUAAAGCUAUUCUCGUUCGUUCAAAACUUCCUACGCCCACUCUUUCUAAAAUUUGGUCUUUGUCUGACACUACUCGAUCGGGACAUUUAAUGUUCCCCCAAUUUGUUUUGGCUAUGUAUUUAUGUAAUUUGGGUCUUACUGGAAAACCUAUCCCGGAUAAGGUACCAGAAAAUAUUCUUGGUGAAGUGAAUUCAAUGGUUGAUGCGAUUUCUUUUUCUUUAGAUGAUAGUUCUUCUCAAUAUGCUCAACCAGUUUCUCAAGGAGGUGCUCAACAGAUGGCAGCUCAAAUGUUUAAUGGUUUUCAACAAGCUGCUGGAAUCCCAUCACAGAUUACAGGAAUGUUUCCUCAACAAACUGGCAUACAACCACAACUAACUGGUUUCCAACAACCAAUGAUGCCUCAAAGAACAGGUGGAAUGCCUCCCCAGAAGACAGGUGGUAUGCCUCCUAUGAUGCCUCAGCGAACAGGUAGUAUGCCCCAAUUGAUGCCUCAAAGAACAGGUGGAAUGCCUCCCCAGAUGACAGGUGGUAUGCCGCCCAUGAUGCCUCAAAGAACUGGUGGAAUGCCUCCUCAAACGACAGGUGGCAUGCCUCCUAUGAUGCCUCAAAGAACAGGUGGAAUGCCUCCUCAAACGACAGGUGGUAUGCCACCCAUGAUGCCUCAAAGAACUGGUGGAAUGCCUCCCCAGAUGACUGGUGGUAUGCCCCCCAUGAUGCCUCAACGUACUGGCGGAAUGCCUCCCCAGAUGACUGGUGGUAUGCCCCCCAUGAUGCCUCAACGUACUGGUGGAAUGCCUCCCCAGAUGACUGGUGGUAUGCCGCCCAUGAUGCCUCAAAGAACUGGUGGAAUGCCUCCUCAAACGACAGGUGGCAUGCCUCCUAUGAUGCCUCAAAGAACAGGUGGAAUGCCUCCUCAAACGACAGGUGGUAUGCCACCCAUGAUGCCUCAAAGAACUGGUGGAAUGCCGCCCAUGAUGCCUCAAAGAACUGGAGGAAUGCCUCCCCAAAUGACAGGUGGUAUGCCCCCCAUGAUGCCUCAACGUACUGGCGGAAUGCCUCCUCAAAUGACAGGUGGUAUGCCCCCAAUGAUGCCUCAGCGAACCGGUGGAAUGCCUCCCCAGAUGACUGGUGGUAUGCCCCCCAUGAUGCCUCAACGUACUGGUGGAAUGCCUCCUAUGAUGCCUCAGCGAACCGGAAAUCUUACGGCUCAACCUACUGGUGUACCAGGGCAGUGGGGGUUCAUUAAUACUCCUUUAAGUAAUCUUCCUGGUAUUGAAGCUUUGGGUGAACAAAUGAUGCCAAACGCAUCUGAUGGUAGUUUAGUUCGCAACUUCACUGGAAAGAAAGAAAUUCCUUGGGCCAUCAGUAAAGAAGAGAAGCGUAUAUAUGAUCAAAUCUUUGAUGCUUGGGAUAAAGAAAAGAAAGGUACACUUGGUGGAAAUGCCGUAUUGGAAAUUUUUGGACAAAGCAAAUUAUCUCGUUCUGAGCUUGAGCAUUUGUGGAAUCUUUGCGAUCAUGGCGACAAAGGUUGCCUAGAUCGUGAUGAAUUUUCGGUUGCUCUUCACCUGAUAUACAGAAAAUUAAAUGGUAAUGCUGUCCCGUCUGAGCUACCUCCUGAAUUAAUUCCGCCUUCGACUAGAAAUAUUGAAGCUUCCGUGAAUCAAGUAAAGAAUCUGAUUAAAAAUGAUACUUCAACUCGUCGACCAUUUAGCAAUGAAAACGUUAGCAGGUUGAAGAAAAAUUCAUUCUAUGAUAAUGAUAGCACCCUAAGUGAUAAGGAUGCAACACUUUAUAGAUUCAACGAUUCCAAUGUACCUGCCUACGUAUCUAAUUCAAGAAGAAGGGCUUAUUCUAAAGAUAAGCCCGAUAGUAUGCCACCUACGACCGAUUCGCUUAAUGGACUAAACGACGAGUCGGAGCAUUUAAAGAAAAAUAUCCGCGAAAAAGAGAUAUUACUAAAUGCUUUAGAAGAGAAAAAAGCUGCUCAUUCUGAUGUUUCUAACAACGCGUCCUUAAUUGAUCGUAUCAAAUCCGUUCAUAACGAAAUUAACGAAAUACUUGUUAAGCAAAAAUCUCCAGAAGCAGAUAGCCUACGCACGCGCCUCAACGCGCUAAGUUCGAAGGUAACUCAGCUUGUUUCUGAGGUAACUACUGCUGAUAACAAAUUGGCUGAUCUUUCCUCAAGCAUCCAAACAUCCAACGGGGACAUUGACUUACGAGGUGUUUCUUCGGAAAUGAAUAAUAUCGAACAGCAAAGAAAUACAUCGGAGGCUUCACUCAAGCAGCUUAAAACAUCUAUUGAUUCCAUUGAAUUGGAAACUCGUAAGCAACUGGAUUCUUUAAGAAACAUGGACGAUGAAUGGUUGAAAAACAAUAUGGUGGAUGAGUCUGUUAAAAAAACUGUGGAAGACCUCCCACCACCCGUUGAACCGCAAGAGCGGUUCGUUCAUCCAAAACCUAAUGUUGUUCAACCUGAAUCUGCCAUGCCUUCCACUCUCGAAUCCAAACCCGUAACUGAGAAAGAAGGCUCUUUCGGUGUACCCGAUGUAGAAGACAGAGCUGCACGAAUAAAGCUAGAAGCCCAGCGACGUAUGAAUGAGCGUUUAGCUGCUAUGGGUAUAAAGCCUCGUCAGCAAAGAAACAUUAGUGGUAAUUCAUCGGCAAGCCCUUCAAUGAUUACCGUCGCAAACGAACCACCUCAGCUCAAGGAACAGUUUUCGAAUCUCUCAAUCAACAGUAAAAAAGAACAACCGACCCCGUCUUUUGAUACUGCCCCAUCGGAACAAGGAAAGUCUCAAAAUGAGAAUGGUAAGCAAGCUGAUGAAAAUACUGUAGAUCAUAAGCAGGCAAAGGAUCCGGUUCCUGAAGCUGAAGGCGUCAAAAGAGAUUCUGUUUCUUCGAUAUCGUCGGGAUUUAAUACUUCGGCAGUGAAAGAGGUUACGGCAUCAUCACCUGAGAGAGUGCCUUCAAGAGAUGCUAAACCACCAUCAGUACCAUCCACUGCUCCCAGUGCUCCGUCGACUGAGCAUGUAAGACAGCCGUCUUUGUCUCCUUCGAGUAAUACUCCUGGAAAUAUAUCAGAAGCCAAGAAGACUUCCUCGACACCGUCGCAGCUGCCUUCUGUACCUCCGGCACCCCCAGUGCCGUUUAAUGUGCCAAGUGUUCCUCAGCCUUCUUCAACUCCGCAACAAAAGUCACCGGUUCCUAACGAAUCUGUAUCUCCGGUACCACCUGUGCCUUCUGAUACAUCAAAUAUUUCGCAGUCUUCUGCGACACCUCAGCAGCCGCCUUUUGCGCCUUCAUCUUCAGUGACCAACCCUACACCAACUCCAACACCUCCCCCUGCACCUGCUGUGCCAGUCCCGUCUUUACCUCCUCAAGCUCAGAAGCAAGUAGAUACUUCCACUAUAGAAUCUAACUUGGAAACCGAAGAACGACCUAAUGCAAACUUUCAAGCUCCUUCUUUUGGUGCUGCUCCAGCAAUUCCUGCCGUUCCUCCUCCUUCGGCGCCCCCUGCACCCCCUACCUCAUCUGGAUUUAAUCCUUUUUCGAAGCUUCCGCCUGCUCCAUCAACUCCAUCAGCUCCAAAAACGAAUGGUUAUGAUUCGGACAAUUGGAGCCAUGAAGAUGAAGAAGAUAGUGAAGACGAUGCUCAAUCUAGCAAGGAUGCAGCAGCUUUAGCUGCGAAGUUAUUUGGAGGCAUGGCACCCGUUCGUCCACUUUCUACCUCUCCUGGAAAGCCAAGAUCUACAAGUACAACGCCAUCAUUGACGACUGCCGCUCCUCCUAGUGCGCCACCUACAGCACCACCUGUACCACCAUCUGCUCCUCCUAGUGCACCACCUGCAGCACCACCAGUACCACCGUCUGCUCCUUCUGGUGCACCACCUGCCGCACCACCUGUACCACCAUCUGCUCCUCCUAGUGCACCACCUGCAGCACCACCAGUACCACCGUCUGCUCCUUCUAGUGAACCGCCUGCACCGGUCGCAGCUAAUCCAGGCGAAAGAAGUGCUUUAUUGAAUCAAAUUCAAGCAGGUACUAAAUUGCGGAAGUCGAUAACUAAUGACAAAAGUAGGCCUCUUGGGGGUCGUGUGAUAGAUGGAUCCAGCAAUGAUGAUAAAUCAGCUUGGUACGGUAAUUUGUCUUAAUGCUUACUUGUAUCUUGUUUGAUGAUUAUACUUUGAAGACCUUAGACGAUUUUACGAAUUUUGACUGUUCACACUUUAUUUUAUGUUUUGUUUUGUCAUCAGUCAGUUAAGUUGCUAAAUUAAGCUUAUUAUCACUAUCUAAACUGAUCAUUACCAUAGCGAAUAUUCAAGAUAUAUUAUGAAGCUACGAGUAAAUGUAAAUAAAAUUCCAGUUAAUAUAUUAUAGCAAGGAAUGCAAUCUCAUUUUUUUAACUAUCAC
Molecule: messenger RNA, 5575 nt
Organism: Schizosaccharomyces octosporus yFS286
Lineage: Eukaryota; Fungi; Ascomycota; Schizosaccharomycetes; Schizosaccharomycetales; Schizosaccharomycetaceae
Product: actin cortical patch component, with EF hand and WH2 domain-containing protein
Exons: 1
Coding region: 160-5316 (1718 amino acids)
Biological process (GO): endosomal transport; actin cortical patch assembly; endocytosis
Cellular component (GO): mating projection tip; plasma membrane; cytoplasm
Molecular function (GO): calcium ion binding; actin binding
Source: RefSeq, a predicted model, not a curated record